This is a messenger RNA of Ogataea philodendri, 2367 nucleotides long. RefSeq lists its product as uncharacterized. Gene Ontology annotation, biological process: peptidyl-arginine N-methylation; regulation of DNA-templated transcription. Bases 1 to 2367 code for a protein of 788 amino acids. Gene Ontology annotation, cellular component: nucleus; cytosol. The record is from RefSeq and is a predicted model, not a curated record. Lineage: Eukaryota; Fungi; Ascomycota; Pichiomycetes; Pichiales; Pichiaceae. The transcript has a single exon.
AUGGACCUCACCACGACUGCCAAAAUCGGAAUCAAGCCGUUGCCUGUGACCGCGGCUCUUGUGAAAAGUGACCGUUUAUUAGUGCAAGCCCUUGCCAAGAACGGCUAUAGCUAUGUGCUACUGGCUAUCACUAAUGCCAGGUACAGAGAGAAUUGUAAAACGUAUUUCCAGUCAUUCAAGGACAGCAUUUCAGCACUCGACAAUGGUUAUGCCGAGGCCGUUCCAGGAGAACUCGCUGUUCCUUUCCCCAGAUCAAAUGAGGUCAAUAUUUCUACUGGCCCACAUACUCUAAAUACCAUCGGACUUCUUUCUCCUUGGAUAGAACUUGGCGCUACAGACCCAUUGAUCAACGAAUUCUCAUUCCAGGUCAUCUCCAAUGAGAUUGCUUACGCUCAGUUCCUCGGAGUCAAGAAACUUUUGCUUGCCCCGCCCAAAAAUUUGAAUCACCUCGCCUUGUUCACAAACAGUUUAAAUUCAAUUUUCCAUACAUUCUCGGACAUUGAGAUAUCGAUCUCCCUUCCAAUCUGCGAAGACCCUCAGGUGAAUCCGACUACUGGAGAACUGAUUCCCAUCAUAGACCCCUUGUCCACUUGGGACAUGUGGAACACCAUCAGAAUUCAGUGCAACUACCAUCGCAACCUUACAGUGUCUCUGGGUUCACCCAAACAGAAUAUCCCAGAGCAUGUGGUCAACAGAUGGAUGUUGGAGCCGAUCCGGUUUUAUUUGAUCUCGAACUCCCGGUUUAUUCCUAACUCCAAGAACUAUCCUGUGCUAAACAAGUUCAAUCAACUCAUCAUUUGGAAGAUUCUACAGAAAAAAGUUCUUGAUUGCCCAAUUCUGCUUCUUCAUGGUGUCGACAAGGAAAGCGAUCUGAUCACGAACUUGAGAAGAUCGUCCCUGGAUGAUAGUCUUAGCCACGCAUACAUCACCGUGGAUAACUCUAAAAUUUAUUUAGGAGAUCCUGCAUUUUUAGAGUAUCUCAGAUAUCUGAUCAAGUCGAGCUCUGCAAACAUUCAACUGCUGCCAAUCGAAGACUUCACAAUUUCCAACCUUGCGGCUGCAAAAUUAGACCCCUCGGAGCUGCGCUCUAUAAAGUCUCUCCAAUCGCCGUUGCAACCAUUGUCUUCGAAUUUAGACAACGCUACAUACAAAGUCUUCGAACAAGACACGGCAAAGUAUGAGUGUUACGAACGGGCCAUGAUUUCCGCCCUGAUGGACCUGAUCAACAUCCCUCGGUUCCAACAUGUUAAAAGUUUACCAAACUUUGGUGCCACCGCGUUCAACACCUCAGCUCUCACUCUUGUCGAGAAAGAAUCUCGCUCUACCGUGGACCCCGACACUGAAUGCUUGAAGAUCCUAAUAGUCGGGCCCGGAAGAGGUCCUUUGAUCGAAAGAUUGUUUGCAGCCAUCAAAUUCCUUAAUCUUGAUUUGCACAAGGUGCAAAUCACCGCAGUGGAAAAGAACCCUACAGUGAUGGUGUAUCUCUCUCAGCGUAACCAAGACUUCUGGAACAACAAGGUCGACAUCAUUAAUGCAGAUAUCAGAACCUGGCAACCAAAAACUGCAUCUCAGUCCGGGUUCAAUCUGGUGGUCAGCGAGCUGCUAGGAAGUUUUGGUUGCAACGAGCUGUCUCCAGAAUGCCUUUAUGCUGUUGAGUCUUACUGUGACAUUUCCAAUUGCAUCUUUAUUCCAAAAGAAUACUCCUCCUUUGCUGCCCCUGCGAUCUCGCCAUCCAUUUAUACAAAGCUUCUGGAGGGAACAGACUCCGAUCGAUUCCAUAAGUGCUAUGUUCCUCUAUGCGAUCAGUAUGACAUACUUUCAUCCAAGUAUUCCAAGCUAUGGACUUUCCAGCAUCCUUUACCUAACAAAAACACCAAAAGGCAAGCGCAUACAACUCUCAAAUGUCACCGGAAGGGAACUAUUCACGGACUUUUGGGUUUCUUCCAUGCCGAGCUAUACAACGGCAUUGUGAUCUCUAAUUGCCCCACCGGCUCGGGGCCAACUCCUCAUAAUUUAGUUUCCUGGCUACCAUACUUCAUGCCCAUUGAACAACCAUUGCAAUUGACGGAUGAUCAAGAACUCAGUGUCUUUGUUAAAAGAGACACCACAAAAGACCGUGUCUGGUACGAAUGGUCGCUUGAGUCGUUUAUUUAUUUGGUGCUCCCUUCAGAGUCGACAACUUCCAGAAGUCUCAACAACUCUUGCACGAAUAUCGAUCAACCAACAAAAGUAAGUCUUUUCAAUGGGCUUGGACAAAACGGAGAAAGCCGCUCAUCUUUGGAAAGAGAAGAGUUCCAAGUUCGUGUGCGGACAGGAACAACCAGGAUUCAUAAUCCAAACGGCAUGUUUCAUUUUAUGAAACUCUAA